AUGUCAGCUCUCCAUGUUGCAGCCUAUGCAGGCCACACCGAAGUGAUGGAAGAGUUAAUUCGAUAUCAACCUGAUACUUGCGAUUUGCUUAAUUCAAAAGGUCAAACGGUUCUUCAUUCUGCAAUUUUAGGUGGACAAGGCAAGGUGGUUAAGUACAUAUUAAGGACGCCUAAACUUGCGGGACUUAUUAAUGAAGCUGAUGAAGACGGAAACACUCCUUUGCAUAUCGCUGUUAAUUACAAGAAAGUAGAAAUUAUCUCCAUUUUGACGGCCGACCAUAGAGUGGACAAGGAUGCUGUCCAUAAAAAGUUCUCAAAAGCCAUUGAUAUUUUUCUUGGUCAAAAUAGUGAAGAACAGGGAACUAUUGACAGUACGGAUUUGCACCAGUUCGGGUCCUGCGUGGGUGAUCCAUUUCUCCAACAAAAAAUCAGCAAUGAUUUCAACAAACCGGAAACUUCAGAGAAGGAUACGCCCCGCACAUCGGCCAUUGAACACAAGAGGCAAAAGUCGCUAUCUAAUUUCAAUCUAGUGGUGACAACGCUUAUCGCAACCGUCACUUUUACAGCAGCUAUAACCCCUCCAGGUGGAUUUAAAAGCGACGGAAAGCUGGUUCUAUCGGAAGAUCCAUUUUUCCAAGUAUUUCAGAUUUUCAACUUGGGAUCCUUCAUGAUCGCAAUGCUUGCGAUCUGUAACGAAUCAACUCUAACACGUGUACUGUCAAUCCAAAUAACCACACCUGCAGUUCUCAUUCAGUAUGCCAUCGUAGCGUUGCUGGUAGCAUUUACGUCGGCCACGAUGGCAGUGACGCCCAAAGACCAAAGAAUAGCUACACGUAUUAUAAACCCCGUCGCUUUUCUUCUGUGUAUAAUUGGUAUGUUGGGGCUGCUACUUGCUUUGAUCGUAGCUUUUACGACUAUGAUUCAAAAAUUGAGGGAGAAACACAUGGCACGUCGUUCCUUUAAGUGA
Prunus armeniaca (apricot) is the source of this 966-nucleotide messenger RNA. Lineage: Eukaryota; Viridiplantae; Streptophyta; Magnoliopsida; Rosales; Rosaceae. The record is from the annotation of a GenBank genome assembly.